Messenger RNA from Polistes dominula (European paper wasp), 1530 nucleotides. RefSeq lists its product as uncharacterized. NCBI's taxonomy places the organism in Eukaryota, Metazoa, Arthropoda, Insecta, Hymenoptera, Vespidae. The record is from RefSeq and is a predicted model, not a curated record.
GGGAGUUUGUGCGCUAGCGAUAAAUCGACCCCUCCACUUGGCCACUAUGAUCGAUAUAUGUACAUUCUUUUAGUAUACAAGGAACGUUUUCCCGGGCAAGAUGGUCACGAUCAUCCAACAUAAGAACCUCCUCACCACGAGCUGUUUGUUUCUUUUGCUAUACUCUUUCAUCCUAACUGUCUCUGGGUCGUACGAUUACUCUACGUCCGAGGUGUUCGACGUUGGCGAAUUCGCAGGAGAAAAACGCGACAACGAAUGUUUGUCGAAUCACAGAAGAAACUUAUUAAAGAGAAAUUAUGUUUCAAGAAGUAAGUCAAGGUCGACAUUCGAAGAAAAUUCAGCUGGAGAGGUGGAGACCGAGAAAACGAAUCAAAAGAUACAAAGAAAAUGGAAGUCCCAAAGAAAAAGAAAAUUCAAGAGAUUCGCAGUUCCUGAAAGCAUCGAGAAGAACGCGACCAGUACCAUCAAUAGCACGGAAGACUUCUUCAAUGCGACAAAUAACACGUCUACGAAACCAGCCAACGAAGAAGAAGGAGAAGAGUCUUUGAAAGUAACAAAUUCAAGAAACGAACGGAACAAUAGUUCGACAAAUGUAAUGAAUCUUAAGCAGGAAAAUAAGACAUCGGAAAAAAGUGAAGGACGGAGUCCUGCAAUUUUAGGAUUUCGUCGUAUGGCACCCGUGGCACUUCCCAUAAACUCCGGUCGAAAAAUUCGUGAAAGGUUUAUGAAGAAAAAAGUCGUUACGAAACAGUUUCCCGAUGUGGACUUUACAAUAGCCGAGAAAAAGAUUUUGAAGAAUCUUUUGCAUCAAAUUGAUCGUCACUUUAAUCGUUCGAAUAAACUAAAAAAAGAUCGGAUAAAAGAAGAAGACGUUUCUUUGUCGGAGGAGGACGAAGAUAAGGAAAAUGAGGAUGAAGAGCCGGAAAAUGAAUACGGGACUGAAGUGAAAGAUCCAGAAAUUGAGAAGGAAGAUGAGGACGAAGAAAAAAAUGAAAAGAAUGGAAAUAAUAAAGAGGAGGAAAAUGUAAAAAGCGAAGAUAAAUCAGAAGAAAAUAGGUUAAACACGUCGAUAGUGUCGUCCUCUUCGGAUACAGAAUUGUUUGAAAUAAUUCCCGAUAUAUUUCUACCAAAAAGAAACAACGGUAUUAUCGAAGGUAAAAUUUUUCCUUGGAAAGCUCUGACAUCGAAAAAAUAUACGAAGGAAGUUUCGAUGCAGGAAGGACCUAAUAAGAAACAAACCACUAAGGAAACCAAAUCCAAACUGAGUUUCCUUUAUGUGACCGAUCCUAACACCAAACCGAAAAGUAAAGAAAAAUUAGAAAAUCCUGUAGAAGUAUACGAUAUGAAGAUUGUAUUGAAAAAUCACGAAAAUGAUAAUAAAAUCUUACCUUACGAAAUGAUCGAACAAAAUGUAUUGGACAAUAAUGACGUAAGUGUGAAUAAUACGAUUUAUACUAUGCUCUAUACUACUCCCCAAUUUUUAAAUAAAAUUUUAAAUUUGGAUUUAUUUUAAAUUUAUAAUAUAAUUAC